Molecule: messenger RNA, 210 nt
Organism: Perkinsus marinus ATCC 50983
Lineage: Eukaryota; Perkinsozoa; Perkinsida; Perkinsidae
Exons: 2
Coding region: 1-210 (69 amino acids)
Source: RefSeq, a predicted model, not a curated record
AUGACCAUCACAACUUCCCAGCACCUAGUUACAGACAUUUCUGGCAGCGUCCACGAUGCGAUGGACUUCGAGCCAACGAGAAAACACAUCGAUCGAAAGAUGGGGGACGAACAACAAAACCAUCGAAGCGAAGUCCAUGACAAAGCCGAUGAGCACUAUGCCCGAAUGGCAAGGAAGAAAUGGAACGCCUCGGAAAACUACAACAAAUAA